This is a messenger RNA of Trametes versicolor FP-101664 SS1, 806 nucleotides long. Its product is annotated as DUF846-domain-containing protein. The coding region runs from base 1 to 744 and encodes 247 amino acids. The transcript has 11 exons. Lineage: Eukaryota; Fungi; Basidiomycota; Agaricomycetes; Polyporales; Polyporaceae. The record is from RefSeq and is a predicted model, not a curated record. Gene Ontology annotation, biological process: vesicle-mediated transport; protein secretion. Gene Ontology annotation, cellular component: Golgi membrane.
AUGAGCUCGUCAACACCUCUUUUCGAGACAAUCGAAGCCGAUGAGCCCUCGGAAUACGAGCAGCGCACUUCUGCUCAGGGAACUAUUAACCCACCACCUACCACCAAUUCUGGGUCCAAUGCCUCCCGCCCAGCACAGCAGAUGGCUUCGAAUCCGGGAGACGCAGAGUCAGGUCUUGCUGGCAUACUACGACAGUCUGCACACCCCCUAGUCCUCUUCUUCCUCUACUUUUUCCGAGUGGCCGCUAUCACAGUCUACAUCCUCUGUGGGUUUUUCAUAUCAAACUAUGUCCUUUCCUCCGUGAUUGUUGUCGUCCUGCUCGCAAUGGACUUCUGGAACUGCAGGAAUGUAGCAGGUCGGCGCCUGGUCGGCCUGCGGUACUGGAACCAGGUCGAUGAUGACGGCUCAAGCUAUUGGGUGUUCGAAAGCCGCGACCCAUCUCGACCUGCCAACCCCAUUGAUUCGAAGAUGUUCUGGAUCGCGGUGUACACCUUCCCGCUGCUCUGGCUCGCGCUCCUGAUCGUCUCCUUCCUCAAGUUCAACCUGUCCUUCGUGCCCAUCGUCGUCCUGGCGCUCGUGUUCAACGUCACGAACGGCAUUGGCUUCACCUACGCCGACCGCGAUGCCAAGCAGAAGUGGGCGAACAACCUCGCGUCCUCCGGCUGGAACAUGGGCAUGGGCGGCCUCGGCGGGCAGAUCCUGACGGGCGUGGUCAAGAACAGCGUCGGCCGCGUCUUCGGGUGAAGUACGCGGGGCCCUCGGGCGAUUCGCACCGCUAUUCUUGCACGCAUAUAUUUUUCAUUCAC